Messenger RNA from Aspergillus pseudonomiae, 1518 nucleotides. Its product is annotated as shikimate dehydrogenase family protein. Gene Ontology annotation, molecular function: shikimate 3-dehydrogenase (NADP+) activity. The record is from RefSeq and is a predicted model, not a curated record. Bases 241 to 1290 code for a protein of 349 amino acids. The transcript has a single exon. Lineage: Eukaryota; Fungi; Ascomycota; Eurotiomycetes; Eurotiales; Aspergillaceae. Gene Ontology annotation, biological process: chorismate biosynthetic process; shikimate metabolic process.
CCCAAACUAAAAUCUUAAACGUUUCUCCGCCGAAUUGCUUGAGUUGUGGAAUCCUCAAACUACAAUUGGCUUUCGUUCUCGUCGGAUAAAAUGAACUAACAAUUUUCGUAUUAGUUAAAUGAACUGGUGGCAUACUUGCGUUGUUCCUCUUUUGCUGCACAUCAUUUAUAUACUACCAGAUACCCAAUCCAAUCUCCUUUCGACAAUCAACUAUACCUUGACUUUCCACCUUCCGUCACAAUGGCAGCACCACAGAUUGUGAACGAUGCUCAACCCGAGGAGCCCAUUACCUCUCCAGCUGAGCUGGAUGGUGUCGCAUAUCUCUAUGGACAUCCUUUGCUGAACUCCCUCUCCCCACCACUCCAUAAGACCGUCUACAGCACAUUGGGUUUGAACUGGGGUCAGAUCCCUCUAUCCAGCGUUUAUGGCACAUCUGCGACGUACCCUCCACCGUACACUCGGUCACCUCCCAUCGAUAAAUACUUGGCCGCCAUCAAAGCUAACCCCAAGUUCGUUGGCUCCUCUGUCACCAUGCCGCACAAGGUAGCCAUCAUGCCUCACCUGGACGACCUUACCGAGGACGCAAAACAAGCCGGAGCCUGCAACACCAUCUUCUUACGCGAGGAACAGGACGGCAGCCGCUCCUACGUCGGUACAAACACCGACUGCAUUGGCAUCCGGGAAGCCUUGCUGCAGAACUCCCCAUCCACAGAAAUGUUCCAGAACAAGCCUGCCUUGAUUGUCGGUGGAGGCGGCACGGCUCGCUCGGCGAUUUACGUACUACGCAAAUGGCUCGGUGCUAGCAAGAUCUACAUUGUGAACCGUGAUGCGUCGGAAGUUGAGACUAUUCUGAGCGAAGAUAGGGAACGGAAUUCUACUUCGGCACAAGCUCCCCUUAUUCAUGUCACUGAUCCCGCUGUGGCAGCCUCUCUUGAGGCACCCGUAGCCAUUGUCUCGGGUAUUCCCAACUACCCGCCGAAGACCCCUGAGGAAAUCAAUGCCCGAGAGGUGCUCCAGGCUUUCCUGGGCGAGACCUCUUCUUCGGAUUCGGUUAAGGGUGUCAUUCUGGAGAUGUGCUAUCACCCCGUUCCCUGGACGGAAAUUGCACAGCUCGCUUCGACCGCUGGCUGGAAGGUUAUCCUGGGUUCAGAGGCUUUGAUCUGGCAGGGCCUGGAACAGGCCCGCCUCUGGACUGGUCAGGAUGUGGUUGCUGUUCCUGGAGUGGUGGAUAAGGUCAAGGAUAUGGUGGCCAAGUCACUAGCUGAAAGGUCAUCUAAGUCCAAUCUUUGAUUGUCUUUAUAUAUAACAUUCUCUAUACAUGAUUCUUGUAUAUAGCAUACCCUAGAGCAUAGCAUAUGUGAUAAAUUUAGAUAUGUCGUCAUGAACAAAAACGAGUUCUUCCACAAAACCUGGCCGUCUAUAUAAUCACUAAAAAGCGCCAGGAGGUUUAUAAAGCCCGAGGAAAUAAUUAAGCGCCAGGCCGUGUAUAUUCAAGCUCUCGUACACGCUUCCAUACCU